AUGUUUCAGGGCUCGGUGUCUCUUAGAUCAACCACGAUAACUGCUGAUCGGGAAGAAGUCAAGCAGUAUCUGCAAAAUUUAAAGGAGGACUUGGAGAAGCUGAAGGACAUAGAAGAGCCAUAUGUUUUCGAAGGGGAAAAAUCACCAACCGUGAAGGAAUAUCUAGAGCAGCUGAAUAAUCAAGGCAAACCAAUAAAGCAUAGAAGACGUUCCAGAGAGCACAAAGUCUCUCGAUUUUACUAUAAGCUUCGAGAAAGCUUGAAGGGACCUUUUAGGAAAACAGAUCCACACCGCGAGAUAUCGCCCAAGGAAGCUCAAAAAGACGACGAUCUCGACCUUUAUCCUCCAUGCACCACGUUUGCCGAAGAAAUACAAGAAGAACCUGACCAAGGUAGAUUAGGCUCGCUAGAUCACAGAUUCAGCAGAAUUAGUCGCGCGAGUAGGAUAAGCGAGGAGUCCUUCCUACUUUCCCAACGAAGAUCCCUGUCACGUUACAGCUCUGUGAUCCGAUAUCCGUCUUCGGUUGUUGAGGUCUACAUUGGAGGCGAUUUAUUCGAUAAUCACAGUGACUUCAACUUCAACAGACAAUUUAGCUUUGCACGGCCCAGAUCCACAAACGGCAGCGACGACAAUUAUUCGAUGGCUUCGCUGGUGAUCCCGGGAUCUCAGACAGUGCCUAUCAGGCGAGAUUCCAUACCUGCUUUUAAUGCUUCGAGUCGUCGAAGCAGCAGACUUCACAGACAUCUCUCACGAACAUUGGCCGACAUUGAGCAAGGAUCGGGGUCCACAUCCAACGAGGAUGGGCAGCCAGAGCGGGAACACCCCAGAGAGACGCAUUCAACAGGUGUCUAUUCAUUGAUUUCAGACCCUACUUCUGGGCUUCGCGCGGAUAGACCAAUGGAACAUCCAAUGGAAGACGAGGGAUCGGCCCCACGUUCAACGCGCACGUUCAACUAUACGUCGGCUUUCACGGACGUCUCCUUGGGACAGCAUUCUCAAGAAGCGCUACAGUCUAGCAUUUAUUCUGACGACGAGGAUGACGAUGAUCAAGUUUCAUACUACUCGAUUCUGCAAUCUCCACCACAUUUCCAUCGUGAUGAUAGUGUACCGCCUCAUCUUUACGUUUAG
Messenger RNA from Ogataea angusta, 1128 nucleotides. RefSeq lists its product as uncharacterized. The record is from RefSeq and is a predicted model, not a curated record. The coding region runs from base 1 to 1128 and encodes 375 amino acids. NCBI's taxonomy places the organism in Eukaryota, Fungi, Ascomycota, Pichiomycetes, Pichiales, Pichiaceae. The transcript has a single exon.